ACUAUUGAUUUGUGAGCAUGAUCAACAAUUCAAGAUGGCAGAGGAAACCAUUUAUCUGUGUAACUUUCGAGUUUCGGUUGAUGGUGACUGGUUAUGUUUAAAAGAACUCAGUGAUGUGCAGUUGGAGGUAGAUGAAUUAGAUCUUCCCACACCUGAGGAUGGAAGAGAUCCCCGUACAAUUGAGCGAUGUAACUUGUUAAAUGUAUCCAAACUUAUCAUAAAGGAGGUGAUCGACUCCAGCUUGUCUCAUGGCCGUAUGCUGGAUGACAACCAUGUUCCACUUCAGCAGUUCUUUAUUGUUCUAGAACAUGUUCUGCGCCAUGGACUUAAGCCCAAGAAAAGUUUACUACGAGAUCGACGAGAUUUCUGGUGCGUUCUAGAGACGGUGGAGAAACUGGUUCCAGAAGCUUCCGAAAUAACCACCAGUGUCAGAGAAAUGCCAAACCUCAAGACACCAUUAGGCAAAGCCAGAGCAUGGUUAAGGCUGUCACUUAUGCAGAAGAGUCUAGCUGACUACCUUAAAGUACUGUGUGAGAAAAAAGACCAAGUACUUAGUGAAUUUUACGAGCCGGGGGCCAUGAUGUUGGAGGAUGAAGGAAUGGUCUUUACGGGUCUACUUGUGGGACUUAAUGUCAUCGACUGUAAUAUGUGUAUAAAAGAAGAGGAUUUAGACCAACCUAUGGGAGUCAUAGAUUUCAGUUUGUACUUAAACAACAGAAUUAAUGAUGACCUGUCACCAGAAAAUGAAAGUCCAGAAACAAAGAACAAAAUGGCUACCAUACUAGAUCAGAAAAAUUAUCUAGAGGAGCUCAACAGACACCUGAAUGCAACAGUCACAAAUCUCCAACAAAAGCUAGAGAGUGUUCAAACUACCAACACACUUUUAAAAGAAGAUCUUGCCAUUGCUAAAAACUCAGUGUUAGAAUUACAAGCAGAAAAUGACACUCUAAAAGCUGACCAGGGUUCUAUAGUUGAUGACACAAAGCGGCAACUUGAGGCUGCCAAACAGGAUAUUGAGACAGAACGAGAGACAUAUAAGACAUCUAGGGAGGGACUGGACAGCAUGUACUCUGAUCUAAAGAAACAGCUGGAGGAGGAAACACACGUCAGGCUCGAUGUUGAGAAGGAACUAGAAUUGCAGAUCAGCAUGAAACAAGAAAUGGAGAUGGCACUGAGAAUUCUAGAGAAAGAUAUUCAUGAAAAACAGGACACCAUGAUUUCUUUACGACAACAGCUGGAGGACAUCAAAGGAAUCAACCUGGAAAUGUACAAGAAAUUACAGACCUGUGAGGGUAGUUUGAAACAUAAAAGUGAAUUGGUUUCUAAGUUAGAAGAGAAGACUAAUCAGUUAGUGACCACACUCAAGGACAUGGAGAAGAGAUUAAAACAAGCUGAAGCUGACAAACAGGCAGCUGAAGAAACUGCCCGAAAACUCGGCCAAAUCAUUGCCGACAAAGACGCAAAAAGGACAGCACUUGAGACAGAUCUUAAAAUAGAAAGGGAGUGGAGAGGGACAUUACAAAGGUCUCUAGAGGAUGAAAAGGAGAAAGUGGCAGCAAUACAAACAGACCUACAGAAAUAUAAACAGUUAGAUAAGGAAUAUGCUGCUUUAGAGCGUCGGCAUAAGGAGAUGCAGAAAACUUGUGAAGAACAAGAGAGAACACUAGCUGAACUGGGAUCUCAUCUAAGCGCGUCAAAGUUACGGAUGGAGGACAUGAGGGAAGCUCAGCAGGCGGUGAAGGAAGCCCAAUGGAUCAGUGAUAAAGAGGCUACAAACUGUAAAGGCUGUACUAAAGAGUUCUCCAUCUCCCGGAGACGGCACCAUUGUCGAAAUUGUGGAGAGAUAUUUUGUAAUGAGUGUUCAGACAAUAAGAUGCCCCUGCCUUCCUCAGCUAAGCCUGUGCGUGUUUGUGAUAACUGUCAUACCUUACUGCUGCAAAGGUAUUCCUCAACAGGAAACUGAUCACAGUGUCUUUGUGAAGAUUUCAAACUACAAUGGCCCAAUACUCAAGACAUCAGCCUUGUAUCAGUAUGAAAAUUCCAUAGGAUUAAAAAGUGCUGCAGAAAUGGUGAUAGUCAUGAACCAUUUAAAGCUAGAAGGUGUUUCCAUGACAACCAUUCAAAAAUCUUUUCUUGACAACAUUUAAACAUCUAUUCGUGUCAUCCCUAAAUACAUUCCAGCAUAUCUCUUAGAUUUCUAUUACUAGAAUGCAUGGUAUGUGGUCUGUUGGAUCAUGUAUGCUAUCCCUGCCAUUUUGAGUGUAGUAAUCACAAAGCCAAGUUGUUUUGCUUGUUAUUAUUUCCAAAGCCAUAAUUAUAUGCAAUACAUAUUUAUAUGCUAGUAAUUAUUUUUUUAUUUUUCCAUAAUUUUUAUUUUGUCUCCCUAUAGUGAAAUGGAACCUACAGAAAUGAACAUCUUAGGUUGCCUAGAUACUUAUAUAUGUAAUGUGCAUCAUGAAGUAUUUGGGCUAAUGUCGUAAAAUAGGUAUUGGGUGAUUUUGCAUUUAUAUUACAUAUACCUGUACUAUUAUUGUGAUUUUAAAUGUAAUGUGAAUGAAAUGUAUUCUUGGUUUAAAUGUGGAUCAGUUAUCAACAUGCCAAGUUUUCAACAGCAAAAAAAAAAAAAAAAAGAGUUGUGUUCACAUCAGAUAAUACAUACAUGUACAUUGUAUGUAUUCAAAGCCUGUCCUCCUUUCAGUAUUCAGAAGUAUUUAUGGAUGUAAUUUUGCAGCGUAUGCUUUACUAAAUAUUGGUAAUACUUAAAGCAAGAGAAGGAAAACCUGCAAGCUUAGGGGAAAAGAUUACUUUUAAUAUUUCAUUUAUCUGCUUUCAAACAUUUUGUAAAAAAAAUGUUUUAUGCAAAUUUAUUUUAUAGUGAAGUUAAAUUUAAAUGCAUUUUAGGUUUUGCAGAGUAAUUAGUACAUGAAUGAUCAUAAUUGAAUAAGCCUUGUCUGUGUUUAUGUUCAUCAAAUAUUGGGGAUGUGUUAUCAUUUUUUAUGUUGAUCGUGAAUUAGUGUACUAGAGAUCAUAAGGGGUUAUAACCCCCCUCCGUGAAAUGAGUAAACAUACUGUUUUUCCCCAAACAUAUGUGUACUUUUCAGCAAGGGUUUAGUGUUUAAUAGAAAAAAAGUAAUAUAACUGCCAGACUCAUUGCAAUCACGUGAAGAAGAAUGGGUAUUGCUUCCCUUCAGAAAAUGUUGCAGAAGAUUAUUUUGCAAAGCAUAAUUGUUGAUUUGUAUAUUAUUGUUAUUACAUAAAACAAUAAAUGAUAAAAAAUGAA
Saccostrea echinata is the source of this 3280-nucleotide messenger RNA. RefSeq names its product RUN and FYVE domain-containing protein 2-like. Gene Ontology annotation, molecular function: metal ion binding. Gene Ontology annotation, cellular component: cytoplasm. The transcript has 16 exons. The coding region runs from base 35 to 1963 and encodes 642 amino acids. The record is from RefSeq and is a predicted model, not a curated record. NCBI's taxonomy places the organism in Eukaryota, Metazoa, Mollusca, Bivalvia, Ostreida, Ostreidae.